Messenger RNA from Serendipita indica DSM 11827, 1047 nucleotides. The record is from the annotation of a GenBank genome assembly. Lineage: Eukaryota; Fungi; Basidiomycota; Agaricomycetes; Sebacinales; Serendipitaceae.
AUGGAGAAGAUCACGCCAGCACUCAGGAAUCCAAACGCCGCCCAUAUGUUCAAAUCGACCAUCGACAACUCAAGGGAACAGGCUAUAGAGAGGGACAAAGAGAUAAGUACCCAAAGCGUAGCAAUAUACACGGAUGGAUCGGGGAUGGAGGGUAAGAUCGGAGCAGCAGCAGUCCUAUACCGGAACGGUCGAAGGGUCAAAGCAGUACGUUACCUACUGGGAGCUGAAACAGAGCACACAGUACACGAAGGAGAACUGGUGGGCAUUGCGCUAGGUAUCCAUCUAGCAAGGACAAUGCAAGGAAACCGCGCAAAAGUCAACAUCAGCCUAGAUAAUCAAGCGGCAAUCCAGAGCAUCACUCGCGCCAGACCCAACGCAGGCCAACAUGUUGUGGAAAAUAUUCUAUCGGAGAUAGAAGACGAGCUAAGUGAUUAUAGAAGGCUACGAAUGGAAUUCACAUGGGUACCAGGACACGAAGGUAUACAAGGAAACGAAGCGGCGGACGAAGAGGCGAAGAAGGCGAUCACGGAAGGCGCAAGCAGACCCAGCGAACACCCAAGGUGGCUGCGAGAACCCCUCCCAUCAAAUCUCUCGGCAGUGAAGCAGGAGUGCAAAAGACUGGCGAAAGAAGGGGCAAGGGAACGAUGGAACAACUCCAAACGUUUUGACCGGAUGUCCAAAAUCGACGAGACGAUGCCGUCGGGGAGAUACCUGAAACUCACGGACAAACUAUCGAGAAGGGACGCAGCGCUAUUGAUCCAGCUACGUACAGGACACACCGGUCUGAACGGGCAUCUAAAUCGUAUCAAUAGGGCAGACUCACCAUGGUGUCCACACUGCGGAGAAAGGAACUACGAGAACCUAACGCACGUGCUAUACAUCUGCCCCAAAUACGGAGAAGCCAGAGCGGAAUGGGAGAGAAGCCUACGAGGAAGAACCGAAGACCUCAAAGAGGUCCUAGGAACAGAGGAUGGGAUCGAAGAAACGCUCAAGUUUAUACGCAAAACGAGGAGAUGGAGGACAGGAAGGGCAGUCGAAGGAGAAUAG